AUGGACGUCUUCACAGGAACGUCGGCGCACCUGGAAGACGUCAUCACGGCCGCAGGCACAGCGGUGGACAAAGCACGUGCUGCUGAGGUGUGGUGGGACAACGCGAAGAGCGAGCUGCGAAAGAAUCGCGGAGUGCAAAGCCGAGUGGAAGCAAAAGAAGCGGCGAGCGCUCUCACGAUCACAUAUGCAUCAUCCUGCGCGGUCACAGCGGCUCUUCUACCGGUGCCACCGGAGCGUGACACUGUCACUGACUUCCUCAGCUCGAUCCCACCGAGGACGCCCGGCGCCAUUAUGGCGGCGCUGUACAUCGAAGUGUCGGAAGCUGAUGUACUGAAGUCCGUCUGGCGGUGCAAGUGCGGAAAGGCGUGGAGUCCGGACGAGCUCGGCAACGACUGGUAUCGCGACAACGAGGACAGUCUCGUCCCUCUGCUGGUGCGGCUGUUCAACGUGUGCGUACUCAGCGACAUCUUGCCGAGCACCUUCGGUAAGGCGGUGGUAGCGUGCAUCAAGAAGUCUAAGAGUGCGGCGCGCCCGCUCGACUAUCGCCAGAUCUCCCUCCUGAAAUCGGACUAA
This is a messenger RNA of Hyaloperonospora brassicae, 573 nucleotides long. Lineage: Eukaryota; Oomycota; Peronosporomycetes; Peronosporales; Peronosporaceae. The record is from the annotation of a GenBank genome assembly.